Limulus polyphemus (Atlantic horseshoe crab) is the source of this 2262-nucleotide messenger RNA. RefSeq names its product protein ABHD13-like (gene Bem46). Gene Ontology annotation, cellular component: membrane. NCBI's taxonomy places the organism in Eukaryota, Metazoa, Arthropoda, Merostomata, Xiphosura, Limulidae. The transcript has 9 exons. The record is from RefSeq and is a predicted model, not a curated record. Bases 160 to 1515 code for a protein of 451 amino acids. Gene Ontology annotation, molecular function: palmitoyl-(protein) hydrolase activity.
ACGAAUAUCUUACGGUGGUGGGUUAUUAUGUUACUGUUAGUAAUAGUAAACUAAGAAAUUACUCGAAUGGGUACUAUUUAUGAUGUUAUCUUAACGUAGUAUAAUUUCAUAUAAUUUAUUUUUCAGUAUUAAAAUUUAUUGAUAUCAUUUAUAAUCAAUAUGACUUCAUUUUCCCAAAUGAAAAAUGCUUUCGUGCGUGCUUCACUCGAUAAUGACGGAAGGACGGAUGCAAAGUUCAAAGCGACAACAACAAAUAGUGGCACUGGUAGUGGUACCGCGACAUACAAAAUAACGGUGAAUGACAAUGUUAAAAAGUUGAAAACAAAUCCAGAACAAAAUCCCGAUUUUGCAACGAUCACUGUUGUAACCAAGAUAGUCCUUUUUAUUCUGAAGAAAUGUUGGAUAAUGUGCGGGGCCUCAAUUAUGGUGAUAUUUGUUAUUUAUUGGUACUAUGGGAGUUUUCUUGCUCUUGGUUUGCUGUUCUUUGCCUUGACAGGAAUAUUAUAUCAAGUUGGAGACUGGCUGCUGUAUCAUCCUGAUCAACCUCCACAUUCCAGACUCUAUGUUCCAGCACCAGCGAUGUUUGGUUUGUCAGGAGAAAAUAUCCAUAUUAGUUCAGGUGAUGGGGUUAAGAUCAAUUUACUUCUAGUAAAACAGGACCAUUCUGUAUUUGGACAGGUUCCAACAAUACUCUACCUUCAUGGCAAUGCAGGCAAUAUUGGACACAGGUUAGCCAAUGUACGAGGUUUAUAUCAUUCCUGUGGGUGUAAUGUGUUACUUGUGGAGUACAGAGGAUAUGGCCACAGUGAUGGAACUCCUAGUGAAGAAGGGCUGUAUUACGAUUCUCAAGCAGGAUUAGAGUUUCUACUUCAAUAUCCUGGAAUAGACCGAUCCAAGAUCAUUGUAUUUGGACGGUCUCUUGGAGGAGCAGUUGCAGUAGAUUUGGCAAGCCGUCCUGAGUACAAUAAACAUAUAAUGGCUUUAGUCCUGGAGAACACUUUCACCAGUAUCCCUGACAUUGGACGGGUGCUGUUUAAUUGGAGGAUUGUAAAAUGUAUUCCCACAUGGUUUUUUAAAAAUCAGUUUCAGUCUAAAGAGAAAAUAAAAAAAGUACAACUUCCCACUUUAUUUAUCUCUGGAUUGGCAGACUUUCUCAUCCCUCCACAUAUGGUACAAGAACUUUAUAAAUGUGCUAUGGGAGAAAUUCAACAAACAACAACCACUAACUCAGCCUCAAGAAAUCAUAGGCUGCUAAUCUUUCUGUUCUUUUCAACUGUCAAAACCAAAAAAGGCAUUCAGUCUGGCAGGAAGCUUAGCAUGAACUCGAGAAGUCCGGUUAAAAGACUUGCCACUUUUGAAUCAGGGACCCACAACGAAACUUGGCAGUGUAGUGGUUAUUACAGAACUUUAAACUUAUUUUUUGAUGAUGUUAUGGUGUUAAGACAUCAGCAAGGUGAUUCCUGCCAUUGGCCUGCCCAGGAUGUUUGUGUUCAUGUUCCAGCUGAGGUGUUAUGAUGGCUUGAGAUGGUGAAGUUAAAUACCUGAUUAUUUAUAUAUAAUAAAACUUUAGGAUAUACCAUUAGUGACUUCAAAGAGACACAAAGGGAACCAAAGAAGUUAUAAAAAAAAAGUUUUCAUAUAAUUUGACUAAUUAUAUCAGUGUUGCUUUUUGAACCUAAAUAUAUAUAUUAUGUAUAUUUGGAAAUACUGGUGCCAAUAAUAGAAUUAGAAUAUAAGAAAAAAAUUCUAGAAACAUGUUGUUUUUUUUGUUUUUUUUUACCAUGCAAAUGCACUUUGACUUUUUUAUAAAACCUUUGGUUUGUAAAGCAUACUCGACAAAAAGGGUGGAAAACAAUGUAAUAGAUUUGUGAAGAAGACCUUGCUAGAAAGAAUUGGUAAUAUAUCAUGGUAGUUGUCAAUUUUUUUUUCUGUUAUUUCAUCUGAGAUAUAAUCUUGAAUAAUUUAGAAUUGAACUAUUUGAAAAUCUGUAUGAAUUAAAAACUGUUCAUUAUAUAAGUUUUCAUAUUCGUGGUUAAAUCUAGAUCAGUUUCAAAACCAUUAAAAUGUUUCUUCACAAAAAUUAAAUUAAAUAAUUACAAAAAUAUUGUAUUUGUCAUAAUGUUUCACUUUUUUGAAAGUGUAUAUACACAGAGGAAUCAAGUUUUGUCUCUAAAGAAUUUUUAAGGUAAGUCCAAUAAUUGCAAAUUUACUCUUUUUUUUUGCACAUAUUGCAGCAUUUAAAUAAAGUAUACUUGAUAUCUC